This is a messenger RNA of Larimichthys crocea (large yellow croaker), 3073 nucleotides long. RefSeq names its product gasdermin Eb (gene gsdmeb). The transcript has 10 exons. Gene Ontology annotation, cellular component: cytoplasm. NCBI's taxonomy places the organism in Eukaryota, Metazoa, Chordata, Actinopteri, Sciaenidae. Gene Ontology annotation, biological process: programmed cell death. The record is from RefSeq and is a predicted model, not a curated record. The coding region runs from base 127 to 1521 and encodes 464 amino acids.
GCGUCAGUGUGUCUUUUGUCCACAACAGAGAGCGGUGCAUUGCACAGCACACAGAUAUCUGGAGGAUUUGAGAUCUGAAAGUCUGGUCAUAAAGAAAGUUUCUCGUCUGGUUCGUCAUUUUUGGAGAUGUUUGCCACAGCCACCAGGAACUUUGUGGAGGAGGUGGAUCAUGGAGGUCAGCUGAUCCCGGUGUCCAGCCUGAAUGACACUAUAGCUGUUCUGACAGUGGUGGUGAAGCGCAAGAGUUUCUGGCGCUGGCAGAAGCCCAAGUACAUUCCCACUGAUUUUAACCUCAAUGAUAUACUGACAGGAGACACACCUAUAACGCCAGGUGUCACAGAGGCAGACUUCAUCACAUAUAAUGGGAAGUAUGGGGGCAACAUUCAAGGAAAGGUGGGCGCAAAUUUUCCCCAUUCCAAUUUGAGCCUGGAGGGUAAAGACUCGUCCACACUCCAGUCGUCCUUUGGCAGUUUGAAGAAAGAGGAAGUGGAUGUGCAGAAGCUGCUGCGAGACUCCAAAGACAGGGUCCUGGACAUGUCCCAUAGUCUGGUCCAGCAGACAAAAGAGAAACACAGACAGUCGUUUGGGAUUGUGAAGGAGCGUAUUGUGAACACUCAGCCCUGCUCGGUCAUAGAGGAGGUGCAGCAGGGAGGACAGUGUGGAGGAGGACUGAGCCUCUGCGGGCCUAAGAUCUCAAAGUUUUCACUGAAGGAGAAUGCAAGCUUGAGUAAAGACAGUGACAUUACCAUGGAGAUUCCCAUCCACACCACCCUCGCCUAUGCCCUUCUAGAGCUAGAAAUCAAACACAAUGGACACUAUGAGCUGUGUCUGAUGGCCGACACCUCUGGAGGUUUUGAAGUAGAUGGCCAUGCUGGGAAAACGCAGUUCGGUGUCUCAGGAUCUCCUCCAGAUGCCUCUGAAAAUAGCCACCUUAGACAAGAGCUGGAGCGACUGAAGGAUCAUUUCCAGCUGCUUUCUGCUCUUCCUGUGACCACAAAGUCCUCUUUGCUCCAGCAUUUUGCAAAGGUUGUAGAGGACAAAGAGGCUGUCACUUCACUUCAGAGUGUCCUGGACCAGAUGUACCUAAAAAAGAUUCCUGCCCUUGGAAAUGUUACAACAACAGAGUCUCAAAAACAGAACAUCCAAGCCAUUCUGGACCUUUUGGAGCAGUCUGGUCAGGUUGAGUCAGUGCUCAUAGCCCUUCACCUCAUUGUCAGCGCUAUGGAUGAGAUGACAGAUGAUUGCCUUGCUGUCUUGGGGAUGUGCUGCAGCCUCCCAGUUUUAGAGGCUCUGGAGCUGCUGGUGCAGUGUGUAUCAGGGAAAGGAGAGAUGCCUCUGAGCAGCGCAGGCCUGACAGAAGACAUCUAUGAAAAGGCCGAAUAUCUGUUUGCCUCCUCUAAUGUGUCCCUGAAAAGAGACGGAGACGCGAUAAAGACAGAAAUAAACCACCAGCUGGGGAACCUUCCUCUGAUCUUGUGUAUUGCUGUUAGAGGUCUCGCCUCAUUGGCCCACUGUGUUUGAACACUACCUGAGAUUGUCAUUCUCAUUGGAUGCUGGUGGGAUAGAAUAGGGGCACCUAUUCGCAGUAUUAAAUUUGGUUUUGGAGAUAAAUGUAUCAGAUUGGUGAAAUUACACGUCACCACAAGAAGCUACUGUAGUGUUCAAACAAAUAGUGGAUGUUCUAAAUAAUUGGUCCUAUAAUGUAGGACACAUGAAGACAGCCCUUAAUCUUCCCCUCUCUUUGCUUUUGCUAUUGAACCACUGGCCAUCUCAUUAAGAUCCUCUACAUCCUUUAAAGAUGUAUUUAUAACUGUUAAAUAUCUUUUAGUACUGUAAUGCAGAUUAUAUGGAUCCGGAUAUUGUCAGUCCUUUUUCAGGAUAUAAACUAAAAAGAUUCACUCAAUAAUGUUGAGGCCAAAAGUGAGAUGGAUUAAUGUUGGUAAAAUAAAUAUGUUGCCAGAUUUUUUUUUCUGUUUUAGUUAUACCCUUUUUUUCCCCCCUUUUUAAACUUCCAUUCAUACAAUAAGUGUUUGGUUUGAUUUUCCUUGUUUAGCUUGGUGCACACUGGAAGCCUACUGUUGCUGUCCUUCAUCCUUCACAACAGCUCAAAAUGAAAUGAAAUGUAGUUAGAGGACAUGCUGAUAACUUUCACAAAUGCCAACCUGUUUUUUUAUCAUACUUUACAGACUUGUAGGUCUUGCUGAACUCAGGGUUGGUUUGUAAAAAAAACUGUGUUUUGUGUAUAUGCACUGAAGAUGCCUCAAUAUCCACCAGAAACAGGGGACCACAUAGUGUUAUUAAUCUGUGUUUUUUUUACUCUUGUUGGUGUAGUGCCCUCUAAAGCACUAUUGCAUUUUACUGUUGCCAAUCAAAAGACAAUCGUCAGUCAAAUCAUCACAAAUGUUGACAGUUAGUUUAGAUUUUGGUUUGUGUGGUGCAGACCAAGCGUUUUGUGCACAAUCUUUAAUGUAGAACUUACAUGUCAGCAUCAAUAUAUACACUAAUUUGAAGAUAAUAUUCAUUAAGGAAAGGGGUUCAGUGACAGACCCUGGUUCUUAAAUUUGCUUUCAAGUGAUACCCUUAUAGAAUUGUCUCUUUUGUUUCAAAACCACUCACAUUGUAAAACAAAUGAUUUCAUGUGGGGUCUGCUGUCACGUCUCGACCACCCCAGUGGGAUAGACCUUGUACUUCACAUUCUUUGUGGCUUUCGAUUGUGUGUAAUAACUUUUCACCCUAUUUUAUUUUCCUGUUAAAUAUUGUUGUAUAUAAUAUUUACUAGUUUUGAAUAUUGGCACAUAUAUCAAAAGCAUUGUCCUAAGAGAUUAUUCUCUGAAGCUGUUUUUAAUGUUUCAACUACAAACCUCACCCUCAUGCAGUUUGAUUGCACACAUCUUUAUGAAUUUUAAUCUGCCUUUAAUUGUGGAGAAUUAUUUUAGGCCUUAAAUUGGGAAUCUGUCAAGGAACAACGUUAAUAAUAAUAAUAAUGCCAAUGUUUAAACUUGCUACCUUUUAUCUGUAUAUUUUUUGUAUGUUUCUCUAUUGUGCAAAAUUAAAAACAAAUGACUUCAGACUG